Messenger RNA from Apodemus sylvaticus (European woodmouse), 501 nucleotides. Its product is annotated as sperm acrosome-associated protein 7-like. Lineage: Eukaryota; Metazoa; Chordata; Mammalia; Rodentia; Muridae. The transcript has 6 exons. Gene Ontology annotation, cellular component: acrosomal vesicle. Bases 1 to 501 code for a protein of 166 amino acids. The record is from RefSeq and is a predicted model, not a curated record.
AUGACAGUGAAUAGAGGAGCGAGGACCUUCUUAUCUGUCUUCCUGCUGUGCUGCUGGCAAGACGUGCAGCCCUGGCCGAACCGAGAGCUUUCAGGUUCAAGUGAUAAGCAAUGGCCAAACUUAGAAACUCUGGAUGAUGAUAUAGCUACAGUGUUUGAUGAAAUUCUAGUCCGGGAGAUUCUGGAGCCAGGGAAAGCACCGUAUUUUGAAAAUCAAAGCCCAUCAACAACUUCACAACAAAAAACAACAAAGGAAAAAAAAGUCCACAUGAAAGAAUCCACAGCUUCUAAGAGACAUCAGAAGCAAUCAUCUUCUGGGACCACGCAUAGCCUUUCCUUUGACGACACGCAGAAGGAAACACUUUUUCAGCUAAGAAGCCUUGAAGCUCUGGAGAAAAUGAUUGACAAGAUUCGAAGAGCUAUUGAAACUACGCUUAAGAAAAAACGGAAGUUCCAGAAAAGUAGAACCAGACAACUCCUGGAGAAACUAAUCCAGCCCUAA